GCGCGACACCAACUUCCUGUGUUUUGGGACACGUAUAUCUUCCGUGCUGGAUCCGGGUUUCUCUGAGCGAUUCCUAAUUAUAACUGCAAUUAAAUCUUAAAGAAAACAUGUCGAACUCGGUGCUGUCUGUGAUUUCCCGGUUCUUGAGUGAAUACUCCUCCUCCACGCCGAGUAAACUGAAGCUCGUCGACGCGUACUUGCUGUACAUCUUGCUCACCGGAGCGAUGCAGUUUUUGUACUGCCUGCUUGUCGGGACGUUCCCCUUCAACUCGUUCCUCUCCGGCUUCAUAUCGUGCGUCGGGUGCUUUAUUCUUGCAGUGUGUCUUCGUAUUCAGGUGAACCCCAACAACAAGGGUGAAUUCCUGGGUAUCUCCCCAGAACGUGCCUUUGCCGACUUCCUAUUCGCUCACACAGUCCUGCACCUGGUGGUCAUCAAUUUCAUUGGCUGAGUCCCCUGCCUAGCCACGCCCACUUCACAGGUUCUGAAAAAACAAAACAAAAAUCCCAUAAUACCAAAGUGACCUUUGGAGAAGAUGGAUUUAAUUUUCAUUUCACUAAAAAAAAAAAGUCUUGUUUUUGAUUUUGUUCAUAUUUCAUCCAGUUUUUGUUGAAUUGCGAAAUAAGAAGCUUUUGUUAAUAAAUCAAAUUUAAAAAAAAGAAA
Messenger RNA from Acipenser ruthenus (sterlet), 661 nucleotides. Its product is annotated as dolichyl-diphosphooligosaccharide--protein glycosyltransferase subunit DAD1-like. The record is from RefSeq and is a predicted model, not a curated record. Gene Ontology annotation, cellular component: oligosaccharyltransferase complex; membrane. NCBI's taxonomy places the organism in Eukaryota, Metazoa, Chordata, Actinopteri, Acipenseriformes, Acipenseridae. Gene Ontology annotation, biological process: protein N-linked glycosylation. The transcript is spliced from 3 exons. The coding region runs from base 108 to 449 and encodes 113 amino acids.